This is a messenger RNA of Oppiella nova, 1258 nucleotides long. NCBI's taxonomy places the organism in Eukaryota, Metazoa, Arthropoda, Arachnida, Sarcoptiformes, Oppiidae. The record is from the annotation of a GenBank genome assembly.
UAAUAAUAUAUACGAUAUUUUAUUAAGACCACUAACCAAAUUAAGUGAAAAUAACGUGAGGCAGAGGAAAUUAAUGCUAGAUAUAAAGUGGAUUAGAGAAAAUAAACAAAAGUUUGAUAAAUUACUAGUUGAACGAGGUAUUGCUCCAAUGUCUAGUGAAAUCGUUAAAUUAGAUGAAGAAAAAAGACAAUUAAUUAACUUGAUACAGGAAUUUCAACGAGCCAAAAAGAAAAAAUCUGAUCCUAAAUUAUUUAGUAGUGUGUGUAGUCAAAAAAUUGAAGAAGCAAAACGUAAGUUAGCAAAUAAUCAUCAAUUAAAUGACCUGUUGGAAAUAUUACCAAAUCUUCCUAGUGAUGAUGUGCCAUAUGGUACUGAUGCAAUAGCAAAUAAACAACACUUUGAGCUAGGUGAGACUCUAGGCGUUAUAGAUUUUAUCCAAACUGCUAAAAUAUCUGGUAGUCGCUUCGCAACUCUUAAAGGUAAUUUGGCGAGAUUAGAACGUGCUCUGAUUAGUUUUAUGAUUGAUGUUCAUACUAAACAAUUUGAAUUCAUUGAAUUAUCUACACCAUAUUUAGUGCGUCCAAUUGCUAUGUAUAAUAGUGGGCAAUUACCAAAAUUUUCUCAGGAAUCUUUUGUAACAACAGAUGGUUAUCGAUUAAUUCCUACUGGUGAAGUGCCGCUUAUCAAUAUGGUCGCUGAUACUAUUAUAGCUAGGGAAAAAUUACCUAUACGCUAUGUUGCAUACACACCUUGUUUCAGGUCAGAAGCUGGUAGUGGUGGUAAAGACACAAGAGGAAUGAUACGUAUGCAUCAAUUUGGUAAAGUUGAAUUAGUAACAAUAACUACACCUGAAGAAUCUCAAAAUGAGCAUGAAUACAUGACUAAUGCAGCAGAAGAAAUAUUAAAACAACUUAAGAUACCUUAUAGAGUUAUAUUACUUUGUACUGGAGAUAUGGGAUUUUCUGCUCAAAAAACUUAUGACCUUGAAGUAUGGUUACCUGGUCAAAGUCAAUAUCGUGAAAUCUCAAGCUGUUCUAAUUGCGGUGAUUUUCAGGCAAGAAGAAUGAAGGCUAGAUAUAAAGAAUUUCAUAGUACAGAAACUACCUUUGUUCAUACUUUAAAUGGAUCUGCUUUAGCGGUUGGUAGGACAAUAGUUGCAAUUUUAGAGAAUUAUCAAAAUGAAGAUGGGUCUAUAACAAUUCCAGAUGUUUUAGUAGAUUAUAUGGGUGGAAUUAAAAAGAUUGAUGUUUAUAAAGAC